AAGACUACAAUGUGUUAAACACCUUAAGGUUAAUUGCUUAAUGUUAGUAGCACUUGCAUGUCAAACAUUCUAGUGCAAAAACUGGAAUAAACUUAUAAACAUACAUUUGGUCAGAAGAUGAGUUUAAACAAAAUGGGUGGGUUGGGAAUAAGAUGUAAACCAACAUUCUUAAGAUUAACCGUCCAUAUUGGUGGCAGUGACUCUUUGACAACAUCGACCAAGCUGAAACAACCAAGACUUUCAAUGGAAUCUACAGUCAAAACUCCGAAAUCUCUAUCUUUGCCCUGGAAAACCAGAAUUACACUUUGGGUACUCGACACUGGACUCGAUCUAAUUCUCCGGAAAGACGGCACAGUGAACCGCAGUCUUCUCAAACUCGGAGACUUGCGGAUCCGGCCUUGUUCCAAACCGGUCAAGGGUGUCAAGACAUAUGAUGUCGUGGUGGAUUCAACUCGCAAGCUCUGGUUCCGCGUUUUUGUCUCCACACAAUACGUGGCUCAAGAUCUUCCGGUGAUUGUGUUAUUUCACGGAGGUGGAUAUAUUGUCCUCUCCCCUGACUCCAAGAUCCACCACAAUUUUUGCCACAAGCUCGCAAGAGAAUUGCCUGCCAUAGUUGUUUCUGUUGGUUAUCGUCUUGCACCAGAGCAUCGACACCCUUCGCAACAUGAUGAUGGGCUUGAUGUGCUGAAAUUUCUGGACGCUGAAGUAAACAGGUCGAAAUGGUUACCAGAGAAUGCGAAUAUUUCACGAUGUUUUAUCGCGGGUGAUAGCGCUGGCGGACACAUAACUCAUCAUGUUGCUCUAAGAGCCUCCCAAUUCAACUUUCAACAACUUAAGGUAAUUGGGCUGGUGGAGAUCAAUCCGUUCUUUGGAGGGGAGGAGCGAACAGAUUCAGAGAUACGACUGGAUGGAACCGCGCCUAGCUUGUCAUUGAAGCAAACUGAUUGGUUCUGGAACGCGUUCAUGCCACUAGGUGAACCCCACAAUCGGGAUCAUCCUAUCAUUAAUGUUAGUGGCCCCAAUGCUGUGGACAUAUCGAAAAUCGAUUUACCACCCACCAUGGUGGUUGUGGCUGGGUUGGAUAUUCUACGGGAUUGGCAGAUAAGGUACCACGAGUGGCUCAAGAAGUCGGGGAAAGAAGUGUACUUGGUGAACUACCCGAACAUGUUUCACUGUUUCCACCUGUACCCGGAGUUGCCGGAAUCUGACCAACUUAUAUUGGAAGUGAAAGACUUCAUUCACAAGGUCUUAAGUAAGAUAUGCUGAUAAGCUUUGAUAGAUACCUACAUAAGAGAACGAAAAACACUACAUUCACAUGCAUUUAUCUUAGACUAUUUUGUAACUUUGCUUUAAUAGAUUUACUUAUGUGGGAUUAGGAUCAAAUACAAAGAUACUAAUUGUAAGAAGUGUAAGAAGGAUUUAUAGAGUGACAAGUGUCCAAUAACCUAUAAAAACCCACUACAUAAAAAAACCCACUACA
Helianthus annuus (common sunflower) is the source of this 1480-nucleotide messenger RNA. RefSeq names its product probable carboxylesterase 18. The transcript has 2 exons. NCBI's taxonomy places the organism in Eukaryota, Viridiplantae, Streptophyta, Magnoliopsida, Asterales, Asteraceae. The coding region runs from base 118 to 1266 and encodes 382 amino acids. Gene Ontology annotation, molecular function: hydrolase activity. The record is from RefSeq and is a predicted model, not a curated record.